Molecule: messenger RNA, 4782 nt
Organism: Cylindrotheca closterium
Lineage: Eukaryota; Bacillariophyta; Bacillariophyceae; Bacillariales; Bacillariaceae
Source: the annotation of a GenBank genome assembly
AUGGUGCUCCUUUCACAAUGCACGACAAUACUGCUCUCAUGCCUAUUAGCAACUGCAUCAUGGCUACCAUCGGCGCAAGCCUUCAAGGGCAUGCCCGUGACCUUUCAUGAAUAUCAGUAUUCAGGUGAAAACAAUAAUCCAGAGAAUCCUACCUUUGGCAUUGCUGGUACUCCUCGGGUCCGCCAAAUGCCUCCUGGGCGAGGUGCCUUUUUGGAUGACGCCGGUAAUACACCAUUCUCAGAAGAGAACAGUGAUCUUCCCUCGGCCCGCCGCAUCAUGGAAGAACUCUUUCGGAAACCCAUUCCGACUCAAACCUCUGCCUUGCGAUGCGAAUUGCUCUUGUAUUUUGGUUUGUUGAUUCAAGUGGAUACCAUGAAGAUGGGCUCCAAUAGCAGCGAACCCUUUCAUAUUCCCUGCGAUGGACAAUUGGAAGAUGCCAUGUUUUGUCCCGCUACAGGAAACUCGUAUUGCGCCAGCAAUGGGGGCUAUGACACUACAUCACCACCACCUGCUCAAACCAACGUCUUUCGGGCCGAACACGAGAUUGUGGAUGGACAACGUGCUACGAUGAAUGGAAAUACAGCCUUUUUGGACAUGAGCUUUCUCUAUGGUGGCUCCAAGGAUCAAGCCGACAAGAUUCGUUCCUUUGUAGGUGGUCAGUUGGAUUUGGUGGACAAUGGAGCUGGACUUUUGCCAAGAGAUUCAACGGUCCUCAGCCACAUGAACACUCUUCCUACUUUGUAUUCCCUCAUUGUGGUCUUUAUGCGGUUUCACAAUUAUGUCGCCAAAUACACCAUGGAAGAGAACCCAAACUUUACGGACGAACAAAUCUACAACUCGGCCCGCAACUAUGUCAUUGGCACCUAUCAAAAGAUGGUUCUCAACAAUUACUUUCCUGCCAUUACUGGCGAUACCUUGGGUGUCUACAGGGGAUAUGAUCCUUCCGUCAAUCCUGCCGUCGACGAGUUCUUUGCCACGGUCAGUUACCGAUAUGCCCACACGGAGCAACCGUCCGUCAUUCGCUUGAUGGAUCCCAACUAUGUGCCCACCGCGGCGGACCCCAUCUUUUUGCGGGAUGCUUUCACUCCAAAACAACCCGACGGCAUUGCAAAGAUGGUGACCGAUCUAUCCGAAGGGAUUGAAAAUGUGUUGCGAGGAGCAACCUUUACUCCCAAGAAACCCUACGAUACCUAUUUUGUGGACGAUUUGAAUCUCUUCACUCCGACCACUGUCUUGGACAUUCAACGAUCUCGCGAUGUAGGAAUUCCUCCCUACAAUGAAGUCCGACGCAGGAUGGGGUUGAAACCAGCCGAAAGUAUUUACGAGCUGGUCAUGUCGAAUAAAUUUGGAAUUUCCUACGAAGACUCUUCCGAGCUAGUGGCCAUUCUGCAAAAUUUGUACAAUGACGAUGUGGAGAAGGUGGAUGCCUACGUUGGAGCACUUUUUGAAGGAGCCGACGAAUCCACGGGCACCUUUGGUCCUCUCUUUGAUAAUUCCUUCAAGGAUCAGUUCAACCGGAUCCGUUUGGGGGAUCGUUUCUGGUUCGAAAAUGUGUUCUCCGAAGAAGAGCAGAGUGGGAUGCUUACCCUCACGGAUAUUAUCAAACUGGUUUGCGAUGGAAUGAAUCGAUUUCCUUGGGACCCGUUUGCUGUCUGGGGUACUGACAUGAACAAGGUAGUCGAAGAAGACUGCGAUGAACCAACUCAAUUGAAUAAAGUCUCCUUGUUGGGAGGCGGAUAUACAAUGGCCUGGGCUAUUUUCCCUCCUGAUCCCACGGCGGAACAGGAUUCCGGUGAGGAACCGGGAAGGACCGUCGAAGUUACUUUGACUGCCGAAGAAGGAUUUGACGGUGUUGGGUUUAUGGGUGUUGGGUGGAGAGCCCGAACCAUGAAUGGUGCGGAUAUCUGGUUCUGCACAAUCGACCCAGAAAACUUUGUGGUGACGCCUGGUUCUUGUGAUAGCAGACAGACCGAGCCUUUUGCCUUCAACUGCUGUGUGGCACGAGGUGCCAAUGUGAUGCCAAAUUGUCUCGGGCUAAGCGAUCCAGAUUUUUAUCCUUUGCAAGUCGUCGAUUGGUGCUUGGACGCGGAUCAAUCAUCAGUCACAAUCCGGGCUGAUGUUUGUGCUGGAGACGAUGUUGGGGGCAAGACUCGCAACUGCUUCCAAUCCUCCUCGAAUGGCGAUGGAACUAUGAAUAUGAUUGCAGCCUACAAUCCUUCCCGAGUGAGACCUCACGGAUUUCAACGAAGGACUUCCACCGUAGUUGAUUUGAAGGCAGGGAUUCAAACGGCAGACGAAGGUAACGUUGCUCAAGAAGGAUUGAUCGCCUAUCAUGCUAUCACAAUGCUGGUAUUCUGGAUGUUCCUUGCUCCUAUUGGCAUAUUCGUUGCCCGGUACAUGAAGACCAAAACUUGGCGUCUCGUGACUCACAUUUCCAUCAUGGGUGCGGUUGCUGGUUUGAUGAUUCCAAUUCUGAUUGGCGUGGAGGCUUCCGUCGGUGCUACGGACAAGUCUCAGGAGCAUGCGGUUGUCGGUUUGGGAUUGACUGCGGUUGUGCUUCCAAUGUUCCUCGCUGGAAGAAUUCGUCUGUUGAAGCUCCAAGGAGUCAAAGUGGGCAGAAGGACCGCUCGCAUUGCAUUCGCGUUCCACAAGUAUACUGGUUAUUUCAUUUUGUUUGCCUCCUGGUAUAAUUGCUAUGCCGGCCUUAUUCGAAUCUCUCCAGAAGACUCGAACCUCCAACUAGUGCUAUUUUCAAGCGUUUCGUUGGGGUACGACUUUCCAAUUUUUGGAUUCAUAAAGGACCACCUAUUCGUACCAUAUGUUGCAUUGAUUUGCCUUACUUUCCUUGCUGCCGAAAUCCAUAAGCUGCGAUUGAAUGGGGCAUUUCACGAGAAGAAGCUAAAGGAAGUCAAGGAAGGAAAAUCAAUCUGGGACGAUCAAGACGAGGUCGAUUUGUACGACGAAAUGACUAUGGACAAGUUUUUAGAUCUCACAAGGCUUGGAAGCAACCUGUGCAUCAUUGAUGGCCGUGUUUUGGAUAUCAGUGGCUUCGUCGACAGUCAUCCUGGAGGAAGAGACAUGCUGAAAACUGUCGCUGGAUCGGAUAUCACUGAUGAGAUCGCUGGUUUGAGAGAUAUUGAAGGAUUCAGGCAUGCUCACAGUUACUUCGCCUUGCAGAGGAUGAAAACGCUAGUGAUUGCUGUGCUUGUCGCGGAGGACUUGGAAAAGUACAAGCCUAUUCUCAUCUCGUCCGCAAUUCUAGCUGGAAAUACCAAUGUCCAGGACACCGAAAACCCUGUGCAAACAGUGCAAAUCAAUUCAAUGCCAGUUUUUCGCCGAGCACGUAUUCUUGAUGUACGGUUUAUUACUCCCUUCGAAGAGAUUUCAGAUGUCAACAAACCAGUGAUAAUGUUGUGCCUUGCAGUGCCAAAGGUUGCUGGCUGCAUUAUUUCAAACGAUGGUUUUAUUUUACCAAGUGCAUGUUUCAAGUUCCGUGUUGUGAACGCAUGGGGAUCGACAUUUGAAGCCUAUUACACUCCCGUGAGGCUAUUGAAGGAUGGUGUCGACCGAGGUGCACGUAGUAGCGUCAGCGUGAAAGAGGACGAAAAUGUUUACGAGUUUCUGAUUAGCUUACGGCCAGGAGGUCAGAUUUCUAAGGCAUCUUUGGAAUGGAAGAUCGGGAAGGCACUUGCAGUCCAAGGACCCAGUGUCAAUCCCAAAGUUCUGCAAAGUCUUGUUUCGAUCACCUCAUCCACAGUGAUGACGCUUUUCGCGGCUGGCACUGGAAUAGCUCCAAUGCUCCAACUGUUAGACUUUUACACGGAGCCUUCGAGGCGCUCCAGCACCCCGAAUAUCUUUUUGAUAUGGGUGUUGAAAGGUCCUGAACACAACUACAGCGAUUGGCUUGGGUUCGAAGAAAGAGCCAAACAGCUGCAGGGGAAGUUCAAGUGGAUUAUCAUCUACUCUUCUUCGAAUUCAUCUGAUAAGAACAAAACACAGCGGACGUCGCACACUACCAGCAGGAAGGACGCGAACUCUGGGUCUUUACGAGAAUCAGCAAUUGCUCCAAGUUCCAUUCGCAACCGCGUUUCGAGGAAAGGGAAAGGAGAUUCGAGUGCGUCAGCACCACGCAGCAACCGCUUUUCCCUUGCCAAGUCCCUGCGAAAAGAAUCGAGUGAUACCAAAAUCUCCUCAGUGGCGGUUCCAUCAAAAUAUGCUUCGAGCGUAGCAGCUUCUAAUGGGUUGAAGCUGUUCAAGGGUCGGAAUAGAGGAAGUUUGAUCGAGCGGAUCAGGAACCACGACCCAACAGCGUUUACACCAACAAAAGCAGAUGCUGGUGUUUCGUUUUCUCCUGAUCUUAAAUUUGAUGACGAUUUCUGGCGCGUUCAUGCAAAUAAGGCCCUUUGUCUUCAACUUGACGAACCAUUGGUGUCCAACAUUCUCGCCUCGAUUGACUACUAUUUUGAAAUUGAAACCGCAAGAGACUGUGCAAAAGCAGUUACCGAAGCGCACCAGAAGUCAGAUGCCGGUCGUCGCCACGAUUCUUCACAUACCUCAGAGACGGAGGGGACAAAAACGAAGGAGAAGAUGUUAGCUGACGAAGUUGCAGAUGCUUUCCGAGACAGUGGUCAUAGUACUGUGAGCUGUGCCCCCGAAGAAAUUAAAUUCUUUCUUUGCGGAAGUCCAAGAUUUGAUUCCAACGUUCGAGACUGGUUGGAAUCAAAAGGAUGUGACACUGAUUCGAUCCACAAUUUCUACGCCUCUCCCAAUGUUCAUAUUUAA